UCGGCUGUGGCCGAUUUACGGCAUCCCGCCAUUUUAUUUUUGAGAACAUAGGCACACAUUGAGAUAGUUGUCGACACACGGUCUGGUCUGGUAGCUGUAGCGGUCUGCUUUAGUUGUUGUUUGUCCAUUUCAGUCCGAAGAAGUUGGUCCAGGACCGGCAUACACCACCAGAGUCUCCACGUUGUCCAUGGUCUGACCUCUGUGUGGACAGGAGGAGUGAAGGAGAAAGAUGACGCAGUUUUUACCUCCGAACUUGUUGGCCCUCUUCGCACCGCGGGACCCCAUCCCCUUCCUGCCUCAGCUGGAGAAGCUUCCCCAUGAGAAGCAUCACAACCAGCCUUACAGUGGCAUCGCUCCCUUCAUCAGGCACUUCGAGGACCCCAGAGAUGCCCCCCCACCCACCAGGGCUGAGACUCGUGAGGAGAGGCUGGAGAGAAAGAGAAGAGAAAAGAUCGAGAGGAGACAAACAGUGGUGGAGACAGAACUCAAGCUUUGGGACCCUCAUAAUGACCCCAAUGCACAAGGCGAUGCCUUCAAGACAUUGUUUGUUGCACGAGUGAACUACGAUACAACAGAGUCCAAGCUGCGUCGUGAGUUUGAGGUGUACGGCCCCAUCAAAAGGAUCUACAUAGUGUACAACAAGAGGACGGGGAAGCCUCGAGGCUAUGCAUUCAUUGAGUAUGAGCAUGAACGAGACAUGCACUCCGCCUACAAGCACGCAGACGGGAAGAAGAUCGACGGCAGGAGAGUGCUGGUGGACGUGGAGAGAGGACGCACUGUUAAAGGAUGGCACCCUCGCAGGCUAGGUGGUGGAUUGGGAGGCACCAGGAGAGGUGGAGCUGAUGUCAACAUCAAGCACUCUGGCCGAGAUGAUGCAUCACGUUACGACGACCGCCCUAUUGGAGGUGAUCGGGAUCGCGGGGAGCGGAGGGAGCGCAGUCGAGAGCGCGACCGCGAUAAGGACAGAGAGCGGCGCAGGUCUCGAUCCCGAGAACGCCGCCGACGCAGCCGCUCCCGCGAAAGAGAAAGAGAGAGACCGGUGGCAGUGGGGGAGGAGAACAGUGGUGGUGGCACCAGGCGUCGAGAGCGAGAGAAGGAUCGAGGGGGGGCAGCAGCAGGAGGGGGAGGGGGAGGGGGAGGAGGCGGGGGCGGAGGAGGAGGAGGAGGAGGAGACAGCAGGAGCAGGGAGAGGAGUCGAGACCGGAAGAGACGGAGCAGGAGCCGAGAUCGUAAGAGAGAGAGAGGGGAGAGAGGAAAGGGCCUGGACGGAGAGGAGGUGGGCCAGGGAGACGGAGCCCCUGAGGGAGGAGAGAGAAUGCUGGAAGAAAACGAGGGAGAGGUGGGGGAGGGCAUGGAGGAGCGUAAAGACAGAGACAGGGACAGAGAGAGGGACAGGGACCGCAGGCGCAGCCACAGAGACAGAGACAGACGCAGGGGAGACAGAGACAGAGACAGGGAGCACAAAAGGGAGAGGGGGGAGAGAGACAGGGGGGAGCGCAGGGAGGAGCGCCACAGCUCCCUACGAGACGACAUGGGGCCUCAGGAUGACAUGGGGAACGAGGAUGAGGGGGGGGAACCUCCCAACAUGGAGGAGUACAGUCAGGACGGGAUAAUGAUGGACCAGCAGUCGGUUCCAUCAGCUGACGGCUACGGCUCCAGUGAGAACGGCUACAAGAUGGAAGCAGCAGGAGAUGAGUACUGAGAGAAGCUCUACAACAGACUCGCACAUCUAUAUGUUUCUUACUGUACUUUAAAAUUGGCCUUUUUAAGUUUCUACCAAGGUAAAGGAAGCUUAAUGAUGUCUGGGCUUCAGUUCCUUACACCUGACCCACCAUCUGUUCAAAUAUUCCACACACAACUCACACAUAUGACUGAUUGGAUCUCAUUAAAGUGGCAGCCUCCCUGCUUUGCUCAACUAAUCCGUGCCACUAAAAGUUAGCAGAUCAACAGUGAUUCAAAGCCAAUUCUACUUUGUUUUUCUUUCUUUUUUCUCAUUAUGU
Scomber japonicus (chub mackerel) is the source of this 2000-nucleotide messenger RNA. It is a transcript of the gene snrnp70, whose product is annotated as small nuclear ribonucleoprotein 70 (U1). Gene Ontology annotation, cellular component: precatalytic spliceosome; U2-type prespliceosome; U1 snRNP. Gene Ontology annotation, molecular function: mRNA binding; U1 snRNA binding. The coding region runs from base 230 to 1702 and encodes 490 amino acids. Gene Ontology annotation, biological process: mRNA splicing, via spliceosome. The transcript is spliced from 10 exons. The record is from RefSeq and is a predicted model, not a curated record. NCBI's taxonomy places the organism in Eukaryota, Metazoa, Chordata, Actinopteri, Scombriformes, Scombridae.